This is a messenger RNA of Patiria miniata (bat star), 3900 nucleotides long. RefSeq lists its product as uncharacterized. The record is from RefSeq and is a predicted model, not a curated record. NCBI's taxonomy places the organism in Eukaryota, Metazoa, Echinodermata, Asteroidea, Valvatida, Asterinidae. The transcript has a single exon. Gene Ontology annotation, molecular function: nucleic acid binding; aspartic-type endopeptidase activity. Gene Ontology annotation, biological process: proteolysis; DNA integration. The coding region runs from base 1 to 3900 and encodes 1299 amino acids.
AUGUCGCAGUCACAGGGGGCGCCCUAUAGUUCAGCUUUGAUCGGACGGCUCGAUCCAUAUGACCAAGUAGAGGAAAUCACCAACUACCUCGAACGAUUGGACCUGUAUUUCAAGGCCAAUGACAUUUCUCCAGCCAAGCAGUCUGCUGUUCUGCUGAGUUGUAUCGGAGCAAAUGUGUACAAAACUGUGAAGAGCCUUUCUGAACCUGUGGCAGUCACUGAAAAGACUUACACUGAACUGUGUACUCUGCUCAAAUCGCACUACGGACCCAAACGACUGGUGAUUGCUGAACGAUUCCGGUUUUAUCAGCGCAAUCAAAAUGCUGGUGAGACUGUAGCACAGUAUUCUGUGGAAUUGCAAACCUUGGCUGGACCGUGUAAAUUCGGUUCUUUUCUUGAUGAUGCCCUCCGCGACCGGCUAGUUUGCGGCAUACGCAGUUUGUUCAUCCAGAAACACUUGCUCACCAAAGAUGGCCUGACAUUCUCCAAAGCCAUCGAACUUGCCAAAACGCUUGAAACAGCCACAAAGGAUCAGCAGGACAUUAAGGCCCGGGGAGAUAGUAAUACUACUACAGUCCAGGCAGUCCAUCAGGUGCAGCAGCGCCAGAAGCAACGCUCCAACAAGCCUCCCAUGAGAAGGGAUCAGCGAUCCUCGUACCCCAGACUGAGUGGUCCCCUUUGCCAGAAUUGCGGCUACGCCUCUACCCAUAGAACUUGUCCUGCCAAGGGACAACACUGUAAGAGCUGCAAUAAGAUCGGCCACUUUUCAAAAGUCUGCCGAUCAAGGCCCAAACAGAUGCGAGCAGUUCUCCAGACAGAUCCAGAACAAGAGGAUGAAACCUGUACUUUUGCAGAGAACGAGUUCUUUGUCGGUGCCAUACGCCGACAGCAACUGCCCAUCGAUGACGUUUGGAGACAGGAUCUCCAUGUACAUGGACAGACUGUGUCAUUCCUACUUGACACGGGCUCUGAGGUCAAUAUCCUCCCGCUUGACAUCUUCAACGCGCUGAAUGUCCCCGAUAAGACCCUACAGCCGUCCUCAACACGCCUUACAGGAUUCUUCGGGGGAAAAGCCACACCAAUCGGCCAGACCAGACUCAUUUGCCAAGUCAAGGGCAAAACUCAAAGCUUGCUGUUCCUCAUCUUGCCUCAGGGAGAACCAGUCAUAGGCAAGCAUGCCUGUGACUCGCUUGGAUUGGUCCACAGAGUCUACACUCUACUCAGCAAUGAGAGUGUUUUUGAAGGGGGUGGAUGUCUGCAUGGACAAGCAGUUAGCAUCAAGGUAGACGAAGCCACCACCCCUUACUGCGUCAUGACUCCUCGUCGUAUCCCCAUUCCUCUCAUGCCCAAACUGAAAGAGGAGCUGGAGAGGAUGGAGCAACAGAACAUCAUUCAGCGUAUCACUGACCCCACAGAUUGGUGCUCGCCUAUUGUGAUAGCGCCGAAAAAGAAUGGUGACAUUCGCCUAUGCGUAGACCUCAGACGACUGAACAAAGCAGUUGUCAGGGAGAGGUUUACCAUACCAACCGUCGAAGAAGUCCUCGGCAAAGUCGCUGGCGCCCAGAUAUUCUCCCUGCUAGAUGCCAAGCAUGGCUUCUGGCAAGUACCACUGACAGAGGAAAGCCAGAAGUUCACUACCUUCAUUACACCAUUCGGGCGUUACUGCUUUAAACGCCUUCCAUUUGGCAUCACAUCGGCACCAGAAAUAUAUCAACGCAUCAUGUGCGACCUUCUAACCGACAUACCCGGGGUCGUGGUGUACAUGGACGACGUACUGAUCACCGGUCGCACAAAAGAAGAACACGAUGAAAGACUCCAGCGCAUUCUCGAAAUUGUGCAGAACGCUGGACUACAGCUGAACAAGGACAAAUGCAAAAUCGCCCAAACAAAGGUCGACUUCCUCGGCAUGAAGCUUGAUAAAGACGGCAUCCAUGCCGACCCUGCAAAGAUAGCAGCGAUCAUCCAAAUGCCACCGCCAACCACCAAAACCGAAGUCAAACGACUAAUGGGGAUGAUCAACUGGCUUGCGCGAUUCAUUCCCCAUGUCUCUUCAGUCGCUGCACCAAUUAAUGACCUACUGAAGAGUGAUGUCAGCUGGGUGUGGGGAUCACCACAGCAGUCAGCUUUUCGCAGCAUUAAGACACUCCUCACAUCAGCUCCUGCACUCGCUUUCUAUGAUCCAAAUAAGCCGACCAUGGUUAGCGCUGAUGCAAGCGAAUACGGACUGGGUGGAUGUAUUCUGCAGCAACAAGAUGACAAACAGUGGAAGCCAGUGGCGUACUGUUCAAGAAGCCUCACUCCAUCUGAACGACGCUACGCGCAGAUAGAGAAAGAGCUGUUGGCCUCGGUGUGGUCGUGCGAAAGGUUUUACGUAUACCUUCGAGGCCUUCACGUCACCAUACAGACUGACCAUAAACCGCUGGUUCCACUCAUCAACAAUAAGGAUCUGUGUGACGCUCCGCUGAGGUGUCAACGACUUCUUAUGCGUCUCAUGAAGUACCACUGCACUGCAGAGUACGUACCUGGCAAACUCCUCACUGUGGCCGAUACCCUGUCUCGCGCACCCUUGAAGUCAUCGGUCACUGAAAGCGACAACCUUCCAGACGAAGUUGAAGCACAUGUCCAUAUGGUCACAAGCCACUGGCCAGUCUCCCAGGGGAAAUUGGACGAGAUCAAACGUGAAACUGCCCUCGAUGAAGUGCUGGUGCAAGUCGCAUCACACAUUCGCAGUGGCUGGCCAAAGUACUCCCGCGACAUUGAAUCAACAACAGUGAAGCUCUACUGGGAGAACCAAGACAACCUCAGCUUCGUCCAGGGGAUCCUCACCCAUGGCGACCGCAUCGUCAUCCCGGCAAAUAUGCGCCAAGAGAUGCUGUUGAGGAUCCACGAAGGUCACCAGGGAAUAUCAAAGUCCAGAGCCCGAGCUGCUCAAGCCGUUUGGUGGCCAGGUAUUGGGAGCGACAUUGCCCAGUACAUAGAGAAAUGCUCCUUCUGUCAGACCAAGCAGUCAGCACAGCGAGCGGAACCUCUUAUCUCGACUCCGCUUCCUGAACGACCUUGGCAACGUCUUGCCUGUGAUCUGGCAGAGGUCAAUGGGAGACACUACAUAGUCCUAGUCGACUACUUUUCGCGAUGGAUGGAGGUCCAUCAUCUCCCGACAACAACGUCGUUGGCCGUCAUUAACUUUUUGAAGGCCACUUUCGCCCGUUUUGGCAUUCCUGAGGUUAUCGUCACCGAUAAUGGGCCACAGUUCCUGACCGAGUUCAACCAAUUUGCAAGUGAGUAUGACAUCCAACAUCUCACAUCUAGCCCAAACUACCCUCAGGCGAAUGGAAUGGCCGAGAAGGCAGUCCACAUUGCUAAAUCCAUGCUCCGGCAGCCUGAUCCUCUGCGAGCAUUGCUGACCUACCGAUCCACACCAAUCCCAGGCCUCAACCUUAGUCCUGCACGCCUGCUGAUGGGUCGCGAACUACGCACAACAUUGCCAACACUCCCUCGCAAUCUCCGUCCCAAGGUGAUCAACACGCACCAGUUGAAGGCAGCCGACAAGCAACGUAAGGCCAAGAGCGAGUCUUACUUCAACGAGAAGCAUGGCGUCCGUCAUCUGUGUGAGCUGAAACCAGGUGACACGGUGCGGAUCCGCAACAAAACACAUCUGAGUCCGUUGGGUGAGGUGGUUCGAAAAGCAGGUCCCCCACGCUCCUACAUUGUCAACGUUCAGGGCGUCGAGUAUCGUCGUAACCGUCGCCACUUGCUGCUUAUCCCAGAACCAGAACCAGUUCUUGAAGUCCAGACCCCACCUGACCCAAUUCACCCACAGAAUCCCAAGCCAACAACAACAGUCAGACCACGACGCACAGGAAAACCUCCACGCUGGCACCAGGAUUAUGUGGUGUACUAA